Molecule: messenger RNA, 1815 nt
Organism: Homarus americanus (American lobster)
Lineage: Eukaryota; Metazoa; Arthropoda; Malacostraca; Decapoda; Nephropidae
Product: blood vessel epicardial substance-like
Exons: 2
Coding region: 1243-1815 (190 amino acids)
Cellular component (GO): sarcolemma
Molecular function (GO): cAMP binding
Source: RefSeq, a predicted model, not a curated record
GGAGGGAGUUUCUGCUGUAUCCUAUCACAUCUGUCUUGGCGGUAUCAACAGACGGUACGGCUAGAAGACGGACUCCCAGAAGUAAGGUGUGGGCGCAGCGAGGCUGGGUUAAGUGUAGGGGCGUGAAGCUUCAACCAUCACUAUCAACAACAACAACAAUUACAACUAAAACACCAACAACAAUCUGGGAGAAGAACUCAAAAGGCCUGGUGGUGUAUCGCUCGAUCAAUAUAAUAUUCCUGUUUUGGGGGAGAAAUAUUGUGGAGUGAGGGAGACAGUGGCUUGAUAUGCGACUAUUGCCCUGGUGAGAUAAAUAUUGCUAUGUGUGUGUGGUCCAAGACGAAACUGAGCUGGUCCUGAGUCUUAUCACGAGCGGGAAUUAUGUACUCAGGAAGGUUCAACUUGGGAUUAUAGGUCACCGGUGAUUAUAACACGAUCAUAUCUGAUGAUUAAUACACAACGUUAAACUGGGAAAAAAAAAAAAUCUACAUACUCACCAGCUACAAUUAUGUGAUCACCAACACGAGUCAGAACUAUACGUCACCACUACUAUACAACCUGGAACAGUACUAUGCGUUUGAUCGUCCCCUACGGAAAUCAGGACACCAGUAUUAUUGAAUUUGUUUACAUUAUCGCUUACAGACCAACGACGACGAUUUUACAUUUGUUAUUAUAAUGUAGACGGCAAGAUUAGUAUAAUUUGGUCGGUAUGGUGAUCACAUGGACAGGAUUACUGGCUGAUUGUGUUAGAAAAGGAGUGGAGGAGAAAAGUUAAUGUAAAAAUAUUUAGGAAUCUUAUAAAAAAAAAGUUUGAGAUAACCGAGUUUAUCUGAUCGUCUUUGUGAACUGUGGAGAUAAGGAAAGUCUCUUGUGUGUGUGUGUGAUUAUUUAAGUGCCAUAAUAAGCUGUCAAGUGUUUUUAGUGCCAAGAUGGAUAGCCAUAGACGGGGUUUCGGCUGCCCAGUCUACGUCAGGUGGUGUUUAUGAGAGCCGCUGGGGGAGUGCGGUGAGCUUCAUCACUGAACAUGGUGGUUGAGGGAGCCAGACCACAGCCCCAACUAACACCUUCAUUCCUACUUAGAGCCACAAACUCUCAGAGGUUUUUAGUAUCGUCGUAGCCUCUAAACCAACCAACCCCCCCCAACCCCCACCUCUCUUGUCUUCUAGUGCAAUUAUUAGUGUGUAAAAGUUAUUGUUAGCGAACGUUGACAGACAUAUCCUCCCUGGACCAGCCACCACCACCAUGGGUCUGAACGGCACGGGACUAGAACCCAUCGUCACUACCAUUGCUUCCAUCUUGCUCUUCUCCAACAACCUCACGGAUGAAGAUGCUGGCUUUAACUUGUCUUCUUCGGCGUCACCUCCGCCCUCGUCAACAGCAGGGACCAGCGGCACUACGACCACAGCCACGACCACCAGUACGACCUCCACCUUCCUCAGUACUUAUACCAUCAGGGACAUAAUACGAAUGGGAGGUGCUGGCUAUGGAGAGUUCGACGUGUGUAAAAAUUGGCUUCCCAUCAACCACAUCUACUUCCAACUAGCCAACAUCUUCCUCUUCCUCUCCUACCUGGCGCCCAACGGCAUCUACGGUAUCCUGUAUCUACGCAUCACCCUUACCAUCGGCUGUAUGUUCUUCAGCCUCUGGGGAUGGGUCGUGCUGUGCGCCUUCGACACCUUCUUAUGGAACGCUAUUUUCGUGCUCAUCAACCUGAUCCACGUCAUAAUCAUCUGCUACUACCUGCGGCCCGUCAGAUUUACGCCAGAGUUAGAACAGGUGAGUUCAUGUAUACAUUCUCCUAGAGCUUGUGGUUAA